This is a messenger RNA of Drosophila arizonae, 395 nucleotides long. RefSeq names its product acyl-CoA-binding protein homolog. The record is from RefSeq and is a predicted model, not a curated record. Gene Ontology annotation, molecular function: fatty-acyl-CoA binding. Gene Ontology annotation, biological process: fatty acid metabolic process. Lineage: Eukaryota; Metazoa; Arthropoda; Insecta; Diptera; Drosophilidae.
CUUCUAAUGUCAUAAAUCGCUAUCAGCUGCCCGGGUCUAGUAUAAAUAGACUCCGCAGAGUCGCAGUUGGCACUCAUUAGCAGCCGCAGCAUAAGACAUAAUGGAUUUCAACACCGCCGCCGAGAAAGCCAAGGCAUUCACCAAGAGCCCCACCAACGACGAGUUCCUGGAGUUCUACGGCCUCUACAAGCAGGCCACAGUCGGCGACAAUACCACGCCGGAGCCCGGCGCACUGGAUGUGAAGGCCAAGGCCAAGUGGAACGCAUGGACCAAGAACAAGGGCUUGUCCCAGGAUGCGGCCAAGGCGGCCUACGUUGCCACCUAUGAGAAAUAUGCACCCAAAUACGCUUAAAUCUAUUUACCGGUUGGACUUAAAUAAAUGAUAAAUUGAUAAA